AAGUAGUAAACGGAAGUAAGCGUUGACCAGUUAACAUUUUCACAUUAGCGUUUUUAUUGUUGUCUUUUAGACAUUUAUUAAACCCAUGGAACUCAAAAUAUUACUAAUUUAACUACACAGCAUCACGUACUUGCCCCAGGUAGUCUUUGAUUCGCGUUUGAGACAGGACUUGGUUAAUGUUGUCUAGGUAAAGUUAGCUGCUAACGUUAGCUAACAAUGGCUGACAGUGUGGUUUUUCACACUCAAAUAGCCUCCAUUAUGGAGGUACUAGCGAAUACAGCCGUGGCAGAGGUCUGUAAACUCGUAGAUGACGACUAUGCAGUGUUUCGUUUGGAAAUAACUCAAAACCAGAAAGAAAACAGGGCGUUGCGAAGGAAACUGCAGCUACUGGAACUGAAGGUGGCACGGGAGCGCGUCUUCGCCAGUCGUGUCAAGAUUCUUGACCAGUACAGAGGAAUGGCAAGAGGUGAAGGAGAUCUCACUGGAGGCCACAGGAGCUUUGUGAAGCCAGCGGGACACAAUACACUGAUAGAUGACCAACCAGUCACUGUUGAUGAGGGGAGGGGAACCUCAACCCAGCACAUUAUCGUGAUAGAGUCUGCAGAUGCAGGUUCUGGGGUCAAGCUUGAGAGGUCUGAAAGAGAGGAGGACCCAUGGCAUAGCAGAGACACCCAGACUCGAGCGGCUGUAGAGCCCCAUGUAGCCACAAAGGACACCCCCACCAUCGCCCCAGCACCUCCCAGGACCCGACGCAGAAUCACGGAGGAUGAGGAGGGUCCAGAGGUGCUGCUGGUGAAGGAGGAGGGUCUGGGGAACCCUGAGGGGACCAUGGUCAUGGAGGACAACCAGACUACAUCUCCUCCUGAACCCACAGAGGAACCAGCUGAGCAGCACAGGACCACACACAGUCUCACUGAGUCAGACAUGGAGGAUGGGAAGCCUGAUCUGCUGCUGGUCAAAGAGGAGACAAUAGAAAACGGACCAGAGAGCAUUGACCUGCUGAGUGGACUAAAGAUGAGGGAGCAAGGUGGUUGGCUGGAGGGCAACAGAUUAGACUGGAUGGCCAACUUGGAUUCCAAGACUCAGACGGGUGCAGCCAAGGUCCCAGGGGAUGACACCACCGAGCAGGCCAGGACCAGAGGCGACAGUCAAAUGUAACUCGGCCACUCAAGAACAUUCACUGUCUUCUUGGUAAGCAAUGCCAGUGUAGAUUUGUCCUGUCGUUUUAGGUUAUUGUUCUGCCGGAAGGUGAGUUAAUCUCCCAGUGUCUGCUGGAAAGCAGACUAAACCAGGAUUUCCUCUAGGAUUUUUCCUGUGCUUAACUCCAUUCUGUUUAUUUUUUAUCCUGAAAAACUCCUGUCCUUAAUGAUUACAAGCAUACCCAUAACAUGAUGCAGCUACCACUAUGCUUGAAUAUCGGGAGAGUGGCACUCAGUAAUGUGUUGUAUUGGAUUUGCCACAAACAUAACACUUUGUAUUCAGGACAAAAAGUUCAUUGCUUUGCCACAUUUUUUGCAGUAUGACUUCAGUGCCUUGUUGCAAACAGGAUGCAUGUUUUAUUUAUAUUCUGUACAGGCUUCCUCCUUUUCACUCUGCAAUUAGGUUAGUAUUGUGGACUAGCUACAAUGUUGUUGAUCCUUCCUCUGUUUUCUUCUAUCAUAGAGCCAUUAAACUAACUGUUUUAAAGUCACCAUGGGCCUCAUGGUGAAAUCCCUGAGCUGUUUCCUUCCUCUCCGGCAACUGAGUUAGGAAGUAUGCCUAACUGUAUUUUUGUAGUAACUGGGUGUAUUGAUACACCAUCUAAAGUGUAAUCAAUAACUUCAUCAUACUCACAAAUCAUGUUAAACCCUAUUAUUGCAUAAACCCUAUUGUUGCUUCAAUAUAUCCACAUAAUUUUCCUUGUUCAUGAUGUCACCUAUUUUGUGAAGAGCACCAGUCCCUCCUACAACAAAGCACCGCCACAACAUGAUGCUGCCGCCCCUGUGCUUCUAUUCAGUUCUAUUUUUGUGUCAUCAGACCAGAGGACAUUUCUCCAAAAAGUACUGUCUUUGUCCCCAUGUGCAGUUGCAAACCGUAGCUCUUUUAUGGCGGUUUUGGAAUGGUGGCUCCUUCCUUGCUGAGCGGCCUUUCAGGUUGUGUCGAUAUAGGACUCAUUUUAAUGUGGAUAUAUUUAGAUACUUUGGUACCUGUUUCCUCCAGCAUCUUCACAAGGUCCUUUGCUGAUGUUCUGGGAUUGAUUUUCACUUUUUGCCCCAAAGUACUUCAUCUCUAGGACACAGAACACGUCUCCUUCCUGAGCGGUAUGACGGCUGCGUGGUCCCAUGGUGUUUAUACUUGAAUACUAUUAUUUGUACAGAUGAACAUGGUACCUUCAGGCAUUUGGAAAUUGCUCCCAAGGGUGAACCAGACUUGUGGAGGUCUACAUUUUUUGUUUGAGGUCUUGGCUGAUUUCUUUUGAUUUUCCCAUGAUGUCAAGCAAAGAGCUACUGAGUUUGAAGGUAAGCCUUGAAAUACAUCCACAGGUACACUUCCAAUUGACUCAAAUUAUGUCAAUUAGGCUAUCAGAAGCUUCUAAAGCCAUGACAUAAUUUUCUGGAAUUUUCCAAGCUGUUUAAAGGCACAGUCCACUUAGUGUAUGUAAACGUCUGACCCACUGGAAUUGUGAUAUAGUGAAAUAAUCUGUCUGUAAACAAUUAGGUGUCAAGUAGAUGUCCCAACCGACUUGCCAAAACUAUAGUUUGUAAACAUGAAAUUUGUGGAGUGGUUGAAAAACAAGUUUUAAUGACUCCAAUCUAAGUGUAUGUACACUUUUGACUUCAACUGUAUGUAAGAUUAUGGAGACUUACUUCCUGGAGAACAGGGGGUUAAUAUUGCCACAUCAGAUUGGGUUCAGGAAGGGGAACUAUGGACCCAGUGCUCUGCUUAUAAGCAGAGGUCAGGAAGGCCCAGGUCAAUAAGGAGACUGUUGUAGCUGUCUUGUUUGAUGUGGAUGGCGUAUGAUAUUGCUAUCAAGCUUGACCUUAUUGGUGUAGGAAGUAGAACGUUCAACUGUUUGGAAGGUCUAUCCAGGUGAGGGUGGGGCAGCUACUUGGUGGAUAAUGGUAAACCACAGGGGAGCGUGAUUAGUUGGGGUGCACCGACAUUACAAUUUGCCGAUAGCUGAUAUUUUCCUUGCCAAAAAAAAACAAUACCGAUAACCGAUAUUUACAAGUUUAGCUGUCUUUUUAAGCUUUCUAGUACAUUUAAAUAGUUUAAACACACACUAAAAAGUUAUUCUGUUGGCAUUUACGGAUGUCCCCAUUACCAGUAAAACAUAAUCAAAACCUAUUUGUUUCACUUACUUGCUGUUCAUUUAUUCAGUCUUAACCAGGAUUUCAUCAUACAUGUCAAGCAGUGAAGUUUCAGCUCUCUUUGUCCGUGGCCUCUCUUCCUCGGUGCGCACUGUCACUGUUUCUAUCUUGUUCAGCUGUGUCUGUAACAUUUCACAUAAACCCUGUUGCUUGUCUGCAUCGAGCAUGGAGGCGAAACAGUAAAGAGGCUCAGAGAGAGUUCCAACGAAUCGCUUGUUCACAGCCUCUUGUAGAGUACUUUUGCAAGUUUUAACCCCGCGGUCUGUGUCGGCAGUUUUGUUGAGCAGGCGUUUCAAUGCCGUGACAGAGGGCAUUACGUCUGCUGCAGACGCUGUUGAUGAGCUUAUUUCUCGAGACAGUUCGAAUGUAGCUUGGAGUAUGUUCAUGUUUCAAACAUGUUCUCAAAUGCCAUUUGAAAUGGCAGCAGUGGUAUGAGAACCAGCACAUUCUUGAGCAUGCAAUACGGCUUUCCUCAGUACGAAAUUCUCGUUGUCCCACUGCGCUGUCAGACUCAGCAUGUUCACAAGGCUGACAGCGCUGGUCCAAAUUUCAGUCGUGAAACUAAUAGCAGUGACGCCCAUAGCAAGUAGCUUAUGAAUGUGCGUUUCAACAAUACUCUGUAACUCCGGUAGGGUAACAUCUGAAAAAUAGCGCAUACUUGGUAGUGUGUAACGGGGCUUGAGUUGCUCGACCAGUCGACGAAAGCCAAAAUCAUCCACGACAUUGUCAAGGGCAAUGAAUUCCAAUAUCUUGGCGAUAAUGGAUUUCGCCUUUGAGUUGUCUCGCUGAAAUGUUCUUACUCUUUCAAAUGACUGCUCAAUUUGAACUUUUUUAGUGUUGGUGUGCGCUUUAGUAUUUUUCUGCAUUUGUUCUGUGUUGCGCUGUAUUUUCUGUGGCGUCAUCUACCUGCAUUAUAUAGGUGUGCCCAUCAGCUUUGACAUUGGUUUUGCACAUCAGCGUUAAACUAGACACCGGGCUGAUGCCGAUGUUGGCAUUUUUAGCUAAUAUCGUCCGAUUCUGAUAUGCUUACCAAUUUAUGUUGUGCAUCCCUAGUGAUUUGUCAUCUUUUGUUCUCAAUCAAUAUCAAUUAUGUUUACUCUCAGGUACAGCUGGAUAUUGGAAGGUCUUUAUUUGCAGAUGAUGGGGCCUAAUGGAAGAAAUGUACCAUUCACAGUCAGGAUGUACAGGAAGCAGUCGAUGAGGUGGUCAUUAAAGUAGGGAUUCAGAUUCUCUGUAGAGAAGUCAGACAGUGUUCUUUACCAUGAGGAAGGUGGGAGAUGAGGUAUGUCUGAGGUUGUAUGGGAGAGACUGGGGGCCUUCAGGUUCCUAGGGAUGUACUUUGACAUAAGGCUGACCUGGGCAGAACACGUUGAGAGAGUGGUGGGAAAAUUCUAUAGGUUCUGAAUGUGAUGCGCUGUCUGUAGCUUAUGGUUCAGCAGCCAGGAUAUCACUGGAAAGAUUAGAUGUCAUACAGGCGCAAGGACUCAGAAUAUGAAGCCAGACAGAGUAGUGGUGUGCGCUGUCUCAUUUCAUCAGUACUGAUAAGUCUACAGUCCUUUAGCUCACGCAGCACCAGACAAAACCUGCUGUAUGAGGUACUACAAACCCAUCUAUCUUCUAUAUACAGAGGGGAAAAAAUUGAGUCAAAUUUGAUUUGUCACAUGCUUUGUUAAGAAUAGGUGUCGACCAACAGUGAAAUGCUUACUUCCGGGUUCUUUUCCAACAAUGCAGAGUUAAGAUACAAAAAUACAAAGUGACACAAAGAAUAAACACACAGUAAAUAACAAUACAGCGUAAAAAUAACAUGGAUAUAUACAGGGAGUGCAAGUACUUAGUCAGUGCAAGAGAAUUAGCACCAAAAAGGGUCAAUGCGCGAGUAGUAAGGGUAGCCAUUUGAUUAGCUAUUUAGCAGUCUUAUGGCUUGGGGUUAUAAGCUUU
This is a messenger RNA of Oncorhynchus masou masou (cherry salmon), 5288 nucleotides long. RefSeq names its product zinc finger protein with KRAB and SCAN domains 8-like. Gene Ontology annotation, biological process: regulation of gene expression. The transcript has 6 exons. Gene Ontology annotation, cellular component: nucleus. The record is from RefSeq and is a predicted model, not a curated record. NCBI's taxonomy places the organism in Eukaryota, Metazoa, Chordata, Actinopteri, Salmoniformes, Salmonidae. The coding region runs from base 217 to 1158 and encodes 313 amino acids.